Molecule: messenger RNA, 1301 nt
Organism: Calliphora vicina (urban bluebottle blowfly)
Lineage: Eukaryota; Metazoa; Arthropoda; Insecta; Diptera; Calliphoridae
Product: putative nuclease HARBI1
Exons: 4
Coding region: 23-1123 (366 amino acids)
Source: RefSeq, a predicted model, not a curated record
UAUUAAUUUGAAAUAAAACAAAAUGUUUAGUGUAGCAGUUCGAAUAGUAGCUGAAGAAGCAGAAGCUGAAGAACAGCAACAAUCCAAAAAUGUUCAAAGGAUUGCAAGAAGAGAGUUGCGUGAUGACUCAAACCCACUUGAGUUGCCGCAAACAUUGUUUGAAAAGUAUUACAGGGUGAAUAAGCCGGCCUUUACAUAUCUGCUGGAUGUGUUAACGUCGCACUGUCAGCCUAGAAUGAAGUCGUUCGCAGUAUCCCCACUAGUGAAACUAAGUGCAACAUUGCGUUUCUUUGCCGAAGGUGGGUACCAAACAGGUAUAGGGAAAGAUUGCGACGUGUCCCUGGCUCAAUGUAGUCUGAGCAAAGUCCUAACAGAAGUGAUAGACAUAUUUGAAGAGCAUCUAUGUACAAAUUGGAUAACUUUCCCUAAAACUGAUGAAGAAAAAAGAAAAAUAGCUUUGGCAAUGUAUAUAAAGCACGGCAUUCCUAGUGUUAUGGGAUGCGUUGACGGCACGCAUGUCCGUAUUAUUGCUCCCUCUAAUAAUAAGCAUUUGUAUUAUAACAGGAAGGGGUACUACAGUUUAAAUGUAAUGCUGGUAUGUGAUCAUGAGCUGAGGAUUCUAUACGUUGAUGCUUCCCAUCCUGGUGCGUGCCAUGAUUCAUUUAUUUGGAAUACCGGCGAAUUGCGACUACAUCUUGAGCAGGAAUAUCUGAGAGGCUGCAACAAUUAUUGGCUGCUUGGCGACGCAGGAUAUCCUCUGGAACCGUGGCUUAUGACACCUCAUAGAACUCCAGAGGAGGGAUCGGCCGCAAUGAAAUUUAAUGAAAUGCAUGUAAAGGCCCGCAAUGUAAUUGAGCGUACCAAUGGUGUCCUCAAAAAUAGAUGGAGGUGCACAAUUGGUGCUAGAGAGCUGCACUACGCUCCAAAAAAGGCAGCGAAAAUAAUAAAUGUUUGUUGUGCGUUGCAUAACAUCUGCAUUUAUUUUAAAUGCAAUACAAUUGCAAAUGAUAUGGACAAUUUAGAUCAUUUUUCUAUACAAGAGAGUGAUGUUGUGUCCUUAGCCUCACAACAGUAUUUGUCUGCAGCCCAAAAUAUUAGGAAUAAUAUUGGAAAUAAUUUAUAAUUUUUUUUGGAGUAAAGAAAUACACGCCACUUAUAUGUUUUUAUACAAUAUAAUUGUAUAUUUAUUAAAAAACAAAAAACAUUCUUAAAAAACUAAAAAGAAAAAAAUAAACAAAACAAAAAUAAUAUUUUAAAACUAUAAAAAAGAGUUCAUAUAUGCAGGUACUUCUAUUGCAUUU